ACUGCCCCUCAAUAUGCGGAUGAAGUGUUGGCCCGUAUGUUAGGCGUGCGAUCGGAGGGUUGUGGCGUUUUGCGGACCUGUUGUCGGGCACAUCCCAUCCCUGAGUUCGAUAUCCCUGAUUUCCAACCACCAGUGGGUCCCUAUUCGGGCGGUCACUACCAGAUACCCGAUAACAACGACUUUAUCAAAAGAUUUACAAACCCUUAUCAGCCAAAUGUUCAACAAAUUCAAGAUUAUAUCAAACCUCAGAGACCGCAUAAAUAUGACUUUCCUGCUCAACCAUAUCGACCCUCUAUUCAGCCGCUGACAGCCUACCCCUCUCAAGUAGUUCAAGCGAGUUAUGACUUCUCCCCGAAACCUUUAAGUCCAUUGAAUCCAAUUCAAGAAUAUACAAACAUACCGACCCGUCCUUUCAAUUCACAAAUACCAGUUCCGCUUAAACCCAAUAAUUUUCCGUCAAUUCAGCCCUUAAGGCCAGAACCAGUGCCCGUAUAUCCCGGUCAUAGACCUCAGUUCGCCGCUCACUCUAUUGAUAGUAUUGGCGGUGGUUAUGGUGUUUGCGGUAAAAGGCAUGCCGUAGGAAUUCACGGAAGGGUACAGAAUCUUCAAUACCACGAGAGCUCCACCGAGUUUGGAGAGUUCCCGUGGCAGGUGGCCAUCCUUAAGAGGUUGGGACCGGCCGACAGUCUCUACGUGUGCGGCGGUGCUCUCAUUGCUCCCAAUUUCAUCGUAACGGCCGCUCAUUGUCUCAAAAAAUAUAGCCCGCAAGACCUGAAAGUAAGACUCGGGGAAUGGGAUGUUCACCGGGAGGACGAGUUUUAUCCAUAUGUGGAGAAGUUUGUGGACGACAUUGUAGUGCACCCGGACUUCUUCGCGGGCAGUCUACUGAACGACAUCGCACUCAUUAGACUCGACUCGCCCGUCGAUUUUAGACACUCACCCCAUAUCGCACCGGUAUGUCUGGCCGACGCGCACGAGCAGUACGCGGGCCACCGAUGUUUUGUGAGCGGUUGGGGAAAGAACGCGUUCGGCCAUCAGGGAGAGUUCCAG
This is a messenger RNA of Oppiella nova, 1050 nucleotides long. The record is from the annotation of a GenBank genome assembly. Lineage: Eukaryota; Metazoa; Arthropoda; Arachnida; Sarcoptiformes; Oppiidae.